AUGAGUUUUUUCCUAAUCUUGUGGUCGAUUUGUUUUCUAUUUGGAAUCACACCUGUUCAUGUAGUUUUACAGAAGAUGAAAACGACAACACCUGUAAAUUGUAAUUAUACACACAACGUCCCUGUUAUCGUAUUCUCAUUUGGCCUAAUUGGAAACCUAUUCCAUGAAAUCAGCGAAAUUGUGAUCCCACUUUUCAUCACAGCUCGCCAUUUUGGAUCUAGUGUACAUUUCAUGGUUACCGAUUACCAGCCUUGGUUUGCCCAUAAAUAUAACCGUAUUCUCGCGCAAUUGUAUCGUUAUCAAGUUAUAGAUACGACUUUGAAUGCAAGUGAUCACUGUUUUCCAGGAGCGGUGGUUGGGUUGAAAUAUCAUGGGAAUCUCGCUUUGAAUCCUGAUUCCAUUCCAAGAGGCCACACCAUGCUAGAAUUCAAGGAGUUAUUGAUCUUUUUGUCACAGGAAGAAGGAACUACUAGUUCUGCUUAUAGAGGUAAGCCCAAAUAUGAUGUGUCAUCAGAUCCAACUCCAAGAAUAACAACUACUAGUUCAGAUUCUGAGAAACAAGUUGAUCAUCUGGAGACAAAUGCAGGGGAGUGCUUAAAAAGAGAAAAGGACAGAGUGUCUCAUUAUCUUCAUUCCAGCAGUGAGCCAAAGCUUCUUGAGGUAGUCUUUGGUAAUAGAACCGUAGACAUGGUGGUGGUGGUGGUGGUGGUUAUCGUGGUGGUGCCCCAGUCAACCAAAUCCAAACCUUAA
Molecule: messenger RNA, 750 nt
Organism: Lactuca sativa (garden lettuce)
Lineage: Eukaryota; Viridiplantae; Streptophyta; Magnoliopsida; Asterales; Asteraceae
Source: RefSeq, a predicted model, not a curated record